Meriones unguiculatus (Mongolian gerbil) is the source of this 3466-nucleotide messenger RNA. RefSeq names its product FLVCR choline and putative heme transporter 2 (gene Flvcr2). Gene Ontology annotation, molecular function: heme binding; heme transmembrane transporter activity. Gene Ontology annotation, biological process: heme export; transmembrane transport. The record is from RefSeq and is a predicted model, not a curated record. Bases 316 to 2013 code for a protein of 565 amino acids. NCBI's taxonomy places the organism in Eukaryota, Metazoa, Chordata, Mammalia, Rodentia, Muridae. The transcript is spliced from 10 exons. Gene Ontology annotation, cellular component: membrane.
CCCGAGGGGGCGAGGCCCCAGCCUGCCCGGGAGCGAACCUAGCCGGCCCGGCCGCAGUUCAGGGAGCAGCCUCUUUCCAGGACGGUCAGCGCUUCCUCCGGACAGCCUGAGAGCGCGGGGCGAGGGACUGCGGCCGACCUGGGGACAACAGUUUGCGAGGGAGGGAGCAAGGGUUCCCAGGGACCCGUGAGAGGAUCAGCAUCUGAGGUCUCUUUCUCCGCGAACAGAGGCGCGCUCCUGGACAAGUGUUCCCUCGCCCAGUUCUAGGGGGACGGUCGUAGGGGUCAGCACGUGCCCGGGGAGCUCGCUGUGGUCAUGGUGAAUGAAAGUCUCAACCAGGAGGAGAGCAAUGACAGCCCUAGGCCAGAGUCUGCAUUCCAGACGGACACCAGCUACUCCAACCCUCCCAGCGACCCAGGCCAUCUCAGUGUUUCCAUCCAUCCUAGCGUCUCGGGCCAUCCCAACGUCUCCAUCCAUCCUAGCGUCUCGGGCCAUCCCAGCGUCUCCAUCCAUCCUAGCGUCUCGGGCCAUCCCAGCGUCUCCAUCGACCCCAGCGUCUCUGUCCAUCCCAGCAGUUCAGCACCCCCCAGUACCUUUGCUCAACCCAGCGGUGUGACGACCCAGCCCAGUAGCUCGGGUCGGGAAGGCAGCGUGAUCAAGGUGAGCAAGCGCCGUUGGGUCGUGGUCCUGGUGUUCAGCUGCUACUCCUUGUGCAAUGCCUUCCAGUGGAUCCAGUACGGCUCCAUCAAUAACAUCUUUAUGACCUUCUAUGGCGUCAGCGCCUUUGCCAUCGACUGGCUGUCCAUGUGCUACAUGCUGACCUAUAUCCCUCUGCUCCUGCCGGUGGCCUGGAUGCUGGAGAAGUUUGGUCUUCGUACCAUCGCUAUCACCGGCUCGGCUCUCAACUGCCUGGGGGCCUGGGUGAAGCUGGGCAGCCUGGAGCCUCACCUCUUUGCAGUCACAAUGGUGGGUCAGGUCAUCUGCUCUGUGGCACAGGUCUUCAUCCUGGGCAUGCCCUCCCGCAUUGCUUCGGUCUGGUUCGGGGCUGAUGAGGUCUCGACAGCUUGCUCCGUGGCUGUGUUUGGCAAUCAGCUUGGAAUUGCGAUUGGGUUUUUGGUCCCUCCUGUUCUGGUACCCAACGUCAAAGACCAGGAAAAGCUUGCCUACCACAUCAGCAUCAUGUUCUACAUAAUUGGAGGCGUGGCCACUCUCCUCUUCAUCCUUGUCAUCAUCGUAUUCAAGGAGAAGCCCAAGUACCCUCCCAGCAGGGCCCAAUCCCUGAGUUAUGCCUUGGCAUCGCCUGAUGCUUCGUACUUAAGUUCCAUCGUCCGGCUCUUCAAAAACCUCAACUUCAUGCUGCUGGUCAUCACCUACGGUCUGAACGCUGGUGCUUUUUACGCCUUAUCCACUCUGCUGAAUCGCAUGGUGAUCUUGAACUUCCCGGGGGAAGAAGUGAAUGCCGGAAGAAUCGGUCUGACCAUUGUCAUUGCCGGGAUGUUUGGAGCAAUGAUCUCAGGCAUCUGGCUGGAUAAGUCCAAAACCUACAAGGAGACAACGCUGGUAGUGUAUAUCAUGACUCUGGUGGGCAUGGUGGUAUACACGUUUACCUUGAAACUGGGCCGUUUGUGGGUGGUAUUCAUCACUGCUGGCACGCUGGGCUUCUUCAUGACUGGCUAUCUGCCCCUGGGGUUUGAGUUUGCUGUGGAGCUCACGUACCCAGAAUCUGAAGGCAUGUCGUCUGGCCUCCUCAACGUGUCUGCACAGGUAUUUGGGAUCAUCUUCACCAUCUCCCAAGGCCAGAUUAUUGAGAACUAUGGAUCCUCUGCUGGGAAUAUCUUCCUGUGUGUGUUCCUUGCUCUUGGAUCAGCUCUCACUGCUUUUAUUAAGGCAGAUCUUCGGAGACAGAAGGCGAACAAGGAUGCUCCUGAGACUAAAGUCCAGGAGGAAGAAGAGGAGGAGGAGAUUAAUACCAGCAAGGCACCCACCGUCGUGUCGGAGGAGGCUCAUCUCUGAGAGAGAGGUGGCAGAGACUCAGGAACAUAGACACUCACCUCUUGGUUCCACUUAGCUGUCACUGCCAGCACCUAGAUUUUCACGGAGAAGCUUUUAGAGGAAGCAGGAGGAAGAUGUGACUUGCAUGGCGGUGCCUAUGCCUACUGGACCCUACCUGAGGACCUGGAUGGUUUCCUUGGGGAAAACCUCACCUGUUCCCAAAUGCAGACUGGAUUCCAGUCCCCUCUCCCUCUUAGGUCUUGGGCUAAUAUUGGGAGAGGCUGGUGGAGGGUGUUGGAGUCCAUCUUUGCUUGGUCCCUUGCCAUCUCUUUAUCCCCUUUCUUCUCUCGUGGAGAAUGCUUGCAGAAUUAUCCUAAGAAAGCUUAUUCAGGAUAUUAACUUUUUCUGAUGUCUUAAAGCUUACCCAAACAAAGCCCAGUUUACUGAGACUGAGCAAGAUGCUCUGCCCGAGGGUCAUGAUGAGGAAGUACCGUGGUUCAGCCUCCAUCAUUCCACCAGCACAGCUCUGUCAGGACUCUUGGCCUUAGCCCUUUCUGCCUAACACUACUAUCUCUCUUCAGACCUUUCCGGAGAGUCAAGGAGAUUAAACGCCAAUAAACCAGAGCAAACCUUUCUGUGGCCUCAAAGGAGAAACUGACUGGCGAGGGCUCACUGUGUAGGUGGGACAGUGCUGGGGAGUCUGUAGAACUCUGAAUUGGAAUGGAAGGUGCUUUCCUACAAAAAUGGUGCUCACCCAGGGACGCGCAUGUCCCAGGCCACUCAGAAUGUCUUCACUGGAUAUUGUACUGGGAACUGUAGCCACAGGGGGCACGUGGCUCCAACCUUUAUUGAAAGUUAGUCUUAUUCACUCUACUGUGACACAGAAGGAUAUCUCUGAGGAAAGAGGCAGAAGAAAUGUCUGUUUCAGUUAAACAUGAUCCCGUGUAUUUUGGGGCCAGUAUUUGCACAACUAAAUCCUCUCCCUGCCCCUGCUAGCAAGAGUCCUUGUCAGGUAUUUUAAAUUUAAAAGGGCUCCUUCCCCAGCCAGUCUGCUGGUUAUACUCAUGGGCUUUCAUAGUGUCUCCCCCAAGACAAACUGCUAACUAUUUUCUCCUGUGCCUUAAGCAACUCUGGUCAUGACCAUUGUAUUGUCUGGCCUUAGCAUACCAGAGCAGCCAGAUUGCCUGCAGUGCUGGGGUGCCAGGCCAGAGGGGAUCAGCUUGUGUGUACAUGCAUGCAUAUCUCUGUGUGUGUGUGUAGACCUGAGCAGUGGACGGAGUGUGGUGGAGGGAGUGUUAGGGAUGAGAAGGAGAGAUGCCUUACUGUCAAGAGAAAGGUGUUCCUUCUUUGGCUGUUCAGAAUGGACGUUUAAUCAAUGCAUUUCUUUAUUAAAAAAAAAAAAAAACAAACAACCCAUAAUUUGUAUUUCCUGUUUGUACCAGAUAUUUUAAGGCAAUAAAGAUUUUUAAAGUGG